Neurospora crassa OR74A is the source of this 2558-nucleotide messenger RNA. RefSeq lists its product as hypothetical. The transcript has a single exon. The record is from RefSeq and is a predicted model, not a curated record. Bases 133 to 2133 code for a protein of 666 amino acids. NCBI's taxonomy places the organism in Eukaryota, Fungi, Ascomycota, Sordariomycetes, Sordariales, Sordariaceae.
CUGUACACUAGAUCUAACCCACCAAACUGACAGAGACAGGACGGAGCUGCCCGAAGCGCGUUUUCUUCUUCCAUCUCAAGCUUCGCGCGUCGAGGACUGCCACGACGGGAGCCACACCACAACACAGGGGCAAUGGUCGCCGCCCGGCAUACGCAAAGCGAGGAUCGCACUCAGGUCUCUGACGAUGAAGCCACCCUGAACCACAAACGAGUUCAAAACAUGUUCACCGGCCCAACACACCGACCUACAAAGAGGGUCCGAAACUCGCUCGAAUACAUCCCUUCGUCCAAGAAGCGCAAGGCGGAGGAAGCUAAGCCAGAUGACGAUUCCGGCCAAGAUGACGAUACACAGGUCCUUGAGGUGGUCAACUCGUUCAGAGGUACAAAGUCGCGCGACCCUCCUCUUUCUCAUACCGAGCCGCAACCUGUCACGAAUGGCGCAAAGCGCGGCAGAGGAAGACCGAGAAAACAUCCGCUGCCGGUCAUGGCGCAAGAUCAGCCAGCUUCCAAGACACAUCUAUCUCAGCACGCUUUAGACCAGAUACAAGCUCUAGCCAGAGAUACAUUGAGUCCGGCAGAGGCACAACCUACUCGGGAAAGAGACACAGACGCCAUCAAGAUCGGAGCGCAAAUGCCGAUACAAGGAUCAGAUAGUGAUUCGGAUGAUGAGUUUCCAUCACUGGAUGAGGUUUGGAAGCGACCAAAGAAUCAAUUGCCCGCCUCAGCCCAGCCAGAACCAAACCAAGAAGACGACUACGAGGAAAGGGAGGGCGACAAUGUACGGGCCGUGGAUGAAGAUGAAGAGCAGCCAGACAAGGAGAAUGAGGCCGACGAUCGACUCCUUCGUGUCCCACCCAAGCCACGUUCUACUCCGGCUAUAUAUCCACUGCUUUUCGAAAAUCCAGAAAGUGUCAACAACUCAGCCCGCGUGAAAAUACGAGGCAGUAGCAUUAGGUCGUUGCGAAAGAUCAUGAUGGGCCCUGGCUGGACAGAUCUCGGCAAAGAUUGGGCCAAGACUGUCGUACAACCCUUCCGGGACAACGUUCGAAACCCGACGGCUACGUCGGAGAUCAAGAACCUUUGCAAACACCUUCAUGAGCUGACAAUGCUAUCUGAUCGAGCUUCCCGAGCGGCCUCCAUUACAAAGCAGAACGAGUAUCUACGAGGCGUAGUGAAAUGGAGAAGCAAGAGUAUAGAGGCAAUUCAGGACAUUGUUUCCGUGUGUGAGCAACAUCUGGCCCCAAAUAGCGUCACUCGACAGUCAUUAAGGCAAGACUUAUUCGAAUACGGCAUCCCCAUGUUGAUUUUGGCGUUGUCGAGUGCGUACUGUCUUGGGGAAGUGGGUCGAGGACACAACGACAUUGACGAGGGUGGCUUUCCCCAAUCUGGCAUGUUUACCAGUAGCACGGUUGACUAUCUCCUUCGUAUUACCGAUUGGAUUACGCGUCUAGAGACACGACUGGCACCCGAUGUUGCCGACGAUGAGGACGAUGAGGACAUCGAGUACGAGCAUGGGCUCAAGAAGAAGAGAGAAGACAGGCAACUUUUCAAAAAGUUCCUCGGUUCCUGGGACAGAACACUGCAACAAGCGCCACAUGAACUAAAUGAAGCCAAGUUUGCUCGGGACCAGGCAAUCAAGAGAGCUCGUCAGGCAGCCCGCGAAGCUGAGCUUGCGAAAAGUGCGGCCAAGUACGAUGCAUUCGUCCUAUCUACACAACGCAUGAGGUCACAGUCGCGACCCUUGGACGAACUACGGCAAAAGGCAACAAGGUCUAUAGUAAUGCCACGUUCAUCCGGGGUAGUCGCACCGGUGAGAUCGGUACCCACAAGUCACCAGCAGCAACCCGGGUCACGCGUGUCAACGACGUCGUCGAGUCAGCCAAGGGUCUCGAAUAUAGGGUCGAUGUCCAAGCCUAACUAUCCUAUAUGGUCGGACGUAAAGAAAAUGUGGCUGUUAGACGAGCUACGAAAGAUUGGGCCCAAAGUGUCUGAUUUGGACUAUGAGGACUUGGCUGAGGAUUUAGGGAAGCCGAUUAUAGAAGUUCGGCAUGAGGCGGAAAGGCUGAGAGCGGUUGCGAGGUCACUGGCGCAGGAGAAGGGGACUAAGGUCGAGCGGUGGGCCCAGGGUCGAUGAUUGAUUUACCAUCUCUCAAAGUGCUGUAUCCCUCCCUCUGAAGUUUGGAAACCCUUACAAUGCGCAAAGAUUUUCCCCAACUCUCAUGAAACAAAGAGCCUUCCAACCCUCUGUGACCUUUUCCAAGUAUGGAUAAUGAACAAUGACUGCUUUGUCCCCAAGACUCCGGACUGAGCAAUGCAGCGUCGUGAACAAAGAAAGGGGGGUUGCCGCAACCGACAUUCCAGGGAGCUACAUUCCCUUUUUUCCGGAUCAGGAACGAAACCAUGACCCACUGACUUCGACUGACUAAAUGAACGAGCACUUAUUUCUCCUCUUCUAAAUCUCCCCAUCUUCAAGUUUCCAAUAACAGAACCUCGACUUUCAAAAUUCUGCAACGACCUCGAAGCUGUUCAUUCAACUUCCACUUCGGCAUAACACACGAC